AUGAAAGGAGGGUAGGCAGCAAUUACAUAUUUUUGUUAUAUCUGUAUUACUUUAGUGUAAAAAGCAAGUCUGGAAAAAGAUCCGGUGGAAGUACCGAAGAUCCCUUCAGUGGUGGAGGCGUUGCAUCCAAGUCAAGGGGAAAGGCAAAGAAAUCAUUGAGCAAUAGCAAAGAGGAGACCCGGCGAUUGGCCACGGCCAAAUCAGAAAGAGAUGGAGCUGCUGAGAUGACUGAGAUUGCAUCCAAACUUACGAGUCACGAUUGGUACCAUGGAAUGAUGCCCAGAGAAGAAAUCGAGGAUUUGCUCAAGAAUGAUGGAGAUUUCCUACUGAGAAAAGUAAGUAAUCGAAAGUCGAGAUCAAAGUUUUUCUUCAGACAGAUGUAUCGAAGAAGCCAAGAAUCGCGAUCAGUGUCUUUUCCAGUAACAGAAUCCGUCACAUUCUUCUCAAUUUCGCGGACCAAAAGUGGUUUAUCCGAGAUGCAAAGAUGGCAUCAGUCGGCCAAUUGGUGGAGCAUCAUCUCAAGAACAAGAUCCCUGUUCAGAAUGAUGGGACCUGCAUCUCACAUCCGAUUCCUCGGCCUGAUUUUUAUAUUCUUCAUGAUCACAUUACAUUGGGGCAAAGAUUGGGUGGAGGAGCUUUUGGAGAUGUCCACAAAGGACUUCUAAAGAGGAAUAAUGAGACCUUGCCUGUGGCAGUUAAGAAACUGAAAGGACAAAUGAGAAAGAAACAACGGACCGAGUUCGUAAAAGAAGCCAAGAUCAUGAAAAGAUUCAAUCACAAGAAUGUGGUCAAGGUCUAUGGAGUAGCCCCUCAGGUAAUUCAGUUUUGUUUUUGACGACUUAAGAUUAUUCUAUGACGUAAGAAUGGGAACAUCUUAUUUCCAGGAAGAGCCGCUGCUGAUUGUUCUGGAGUUCUGCCCUGGAGGAGCCCUCAACAGUCAUCUGAAGGGUCAUCCAGAAGUCUCGGUGGAUCGACUCUGUAAUUACGCGAAGGAUGCCUGCCGAGGAAUGUGUUAUUUGUCUUUGCGGAAGGUAAUUUGGGUGUCAAGAGAGGGCCGAGUCCUUUGUUUGUCCUUCCUGAGAUUUGUAAUUGCCGUUUAAUCUCAUUUAGAUCAUCCACCGCGACAUCGCCGCUCGCAAUUGUUUGCUGGGAAAGGAUGACGAGGUCAAGAUCAGUGACUUUGGCCUUUCUGUGGCCACUAGUGAACUCAAAUUGGACAGGUUGAGCAAGAUGCCGAUUAAAUGGCUGGCCCCGGAGACUCUGCGCAGUGGUGUCUUCUCGACGAAAACAGAUGUCUGGUCAUUUGGAGUGAUGAUGUGGGAAAUAUUCAGUCGAUGCAAGACUGAUCCUUACCCAAACGACAACAAUCUGCAAGCCCGAGGCAAGAUUUUGAGUGGGAAACAACCAAUGGAUGCACCCGCGAACACCCCACCCCACAUGGCGGCUAUUCUCAUUCUGUGUUUUACUCAGGUACGGUUACUGUAGUCAUCAGAAAAACAAAUUAUUAUAGCAAGCCGACCAACGUCCCAGUUUCGAGGCUUUGUUCAAGAUUAUGUGCCCUAGAGAGAGUCCUCCGGAACCAGAAUCCAACGACGAAUUCAUGAAGGAGAUCGAGAAAUUCAAGAAAGAAGCCGAAGCCAACAAAGAGAGCAAGGCCGAAGGGAUCUCCAAGAGCACGGGAAACGCUUCGAAGCCUGUCGAAUAA
Messenger RNA from Bursaphelenchus xylophilus (pine wood nematode), 1705 nucleotides. Lineage: Eukaryota; Metazoa; Nematoda; Chromadorea; Rhabditida; Aphelenchoididae. The record is from the annotation of a GenBank genome assembly.